AUGGUUAACGUCGUCGACAAGAAGUGCUGCCACCCAGAGUGCCUAAAGUACCCGUCAUAUGGCACAGACGGGAGCAAGAAGGCGGAAUUCUGUGCCAAACACGCCAAACCGGCCAUGGUUAACGUCGUCGCCAAGAGGUGUGGCCACUCAGGGUGCAUCACGAAGCCGAGAUUUGGCACAGAGGGGGGCAAGGCGCAAUUCUGCUUUCAGCACAGGUCGCCGGGUAUGGUGAACGUCGUCAGCAAGAGAUGUGGCCAUGCAGGGUGCGUCACGCAGCCAUCGUUCGGUACAGACGGCAGCAAGAAGGCGGAGUUCUGUGCGAAGCACGCCAAGGAAGACAUGGUUAACGUCGUCGACAAGAAGUGCGGCCACCCAGAGUGCCUCAAGUACCCGUCAUAUGGCACAGAAGGGAGCAAGAAGGCGGAAUUCUGUGCCAAACACGCCAAGCCGGCCAUGGUAAACGUCGUCGCCAAGAGGUGUGGCUACCCGGGGUGCGUCACGCAUCCAUCAUACGGAACAGCCAACGGCAAGAAGGCGGAGUUCUGUGCGAAGCACGCCAAGGAAGACAUGGUUAGCGUUCACGGAUACAAGAAAUGCGGCCACCCAGGGUGCAUCAAGCAGUCGUUCUUCGGUAUGGCCGACAGCAAGAAGCCGGAGCUCUGUUCGCAGCACGCCAAGGCGGACAUGGUGAACGUCGUUCGCAAGAUAUGUAUCCGCCCAGGGUGCAACAAGUACACGUCAAUUGGUGCAGACGGCCCCACCAAGAAGAAGGCGGAGUUCUGCCCAAAGCACACUAGGGGAAGAAAGAAACGCCCUCGGGGGCGGCCGAAGAAGAAGUCGUAG
This is a messenger RNA of Ectocarpus siliculosus, 843 nucleotides long. The record is from the annotation of a GenBank genome assembly. NCBI's taxonomy places the organism in Eukaryota, Phaeophyceae, Ectocarpales, Ectocarpaceae.